This is a messenger RNA of Linum trigynum, 1374 nucleotides long. Lineage: Eukaryota; Viridiplantae; Streptophyta; Magnoliopsida; Malpighiales; Linaceae. The record is from the annotation of a GenBank genome assembly.
CUUCCUUCCAUGAUAGUCUCUAGGGCAAGUCUUUAAAAGGCUAGCAGCUCUGUUCUUUCUCUGCACCAGUCUCUUGUUAUCCUUUCAUAUCCUUUAUUCCCCUCAAACGUCCCUUCACAAUGGUGAUCAACAACUCUCAAGUGAGGGCUGCUGUUGAAUUCAACAACCAGGGCUUUCGAACUAGUCGUGAAUAUACCAGGUAUCUGCGUAGCUUUCGCAAUCGUGCCAUUCAACCUUCCUUCACCAUUCAACCAUCAGCUUUCAACAAGUAUGGGAUGGAUCUUUCCUCCUUGCUUGAUGGUAUCGGGUGGAGAUCCUUGGCUGAAGAUCAUCGUUUCAGCUUCUGUCCUGAAGCAGUCAGGAUGUUUUAUGUGACCCCUGACCUGCUUGCCUCGGUUUUGUCGCUGCCUCACUCUGGUCUUCAGGCUGGGUUUGAUGGGGAGUUUCAUGAUCAGGGGUUCGACUUCCUGACCUCGCUGUCUCUUCUCACUGAAGAUACAGGGAGGUACUUUUCGAAUCACCUCAAUGCUGGUCGUCUUCCUGAUGAUCUAAAGGUGUUCCACUGGUUCAUCACUCGAUGCUGGCUACCUUGCGAUUUGAGGAGCUCAGCUGUGCUGCAUCCCACUGAUCUCUGGAUCUUGUCUCAUGCUCGGGCUCGUCAACCCAUAAGCUUUGCGUCUCUUGUUUUCUGUCACAUGCUCCGCUUCGGCGAUGGUGGAUACAGUGGGAACCUGCCUUUUGGACCGCUGAUCACGCGUCUGCUGUACAGGUUGCAGUUUGAUUUGCGUGACAAGGUCACUAUCUGCAAAAUCCAUGAGGACCUGCUCCCGAACCAUAUUCUCAAUCGCCUGGAUGCUGACGUUGGUCGUCGAAAGCUCGUCACUGGAUCAAGGGGAGAAGCUGGUGAGUCCCUUCCUGCUGGCUCUGCAGUAUCUCUGGAACUGGUUCCUGCGCUACUUAAGGCAGCUGUUUCAGCAAUCGAUGCUGAAGUAGUGAGAACCAGAGCAGCUGAAUUAAAUCAGGAUGGAUUAACCAGAGCAUCGCUCGGGUUGCUGCUGUGCAAGGAACGGUUGGAGCUUAUGCAGGCUCCACAGGAAGAGUUGGAGGAUGAGGCAGUACCUGCUCCUGAGGACUUUGAUCCCAUGUCCUCGGACUCAGGAACUGAUGAUGAUAUCUCUGACUAUGAAUCGCCUCCCGAAUAUCCAUUCUAGAUUCCUAUAGGAUGUUUAAUUUAGGGGGAGUUGCCCUGUCUGAUUAGAAAUAUCUUGUUUGAAUGUUACUCUGAAGUUUUUUGUUCUUUUGCUUAAGUCAAGUGUCAGUGGUCUGGUCAAGGAAAUGCUAUAACUUGAAAGAAAAUAAGAAUCUUUCCGUUUA